This is a messenger RNA of Penicillium diatomitis, 1803 nucleotides long. RefSeq names its product phenylalanine--tRNA ligase subunit beta. Lineage: Eukaryota; Fungi; Ascomycota; Eurotiomycetes; Eurotiales; Aspergillaceae. The record is from RefSeq and is a predicted model, not a curated record. Gene Ontology annotation, cellular component: cytoplasm; phenylalanine-tRNA ligase complex. The transcript is spliced from 9 exons. Gene Ontology annotation, biological process: phenylalanyl-tRNA aminoacylation. The coding region runs from base 1 to 1803 and encodes 600 amino acids. Gene Ontology annotation, molecular function: phenylalanine-tRNA ligase activity; RNA binding; ATP binding.
AUGCCCACUAUUUCGGUCGACAAGGCCGCUCUCUUCAAGGAGUUGGGCCGCGAGUAUACCACAGAGGAGUUUGACGAGUUGUGUUUCGAAUUCGGCAUUGAGCUCGAUGAGGAUACCACGAACCAAGACCGACCGAUUGUCGAUGGCGUCCAGGAGCCACCCCAGCUCAAGAUUGAAAUCCCAGCCAAUCGAUAUGACCUGCUUUGCUUUGAGGGAAUUGCCUUGAUGCUCAAUAUAUUUCUCAAACGUAAGGCGCUGCCCGAGUACAAAUUGGUCGAGCCUUCCAACGGACAACUGGAGGAGAUCAUCGUCAAGGAAAACACCACUCAGAUCAGACCAUAUGUUUCUGGUGCCAUUCUUCGAGGCGUCAAGUUCGACAAGGCCCGUUACGCAUCCUUCAUUGCUUUGCAAGAUAAGCUCCACCAAAACCUCGCCCGCCAAAGAACUCUGGUCUCCAUUGGUACACACGAUCUGGACACCAUCAAGGGCCCUUUCACCUACGAUGCCCUCCCUCCCAAGGACAUCAAAUUCGUUCCUCUCAACCAGACCCAAGAGAUGGACGGCGAGGAGUUGAUGACUUUCUACGAGAAGCAUCAACAACUCAGCAAGUAUUUGCAUAUCAUCCGCGACUCACCUGUGUACCCAGUAAUCUUCGACUCCCAGCGGACUGUUUGCUCCCUUCCUCCUAUCAUCAACGGUGACCACUCGAAGAUCUCUUUGGACACGACAAAUGUCUUCAUUGAGAUUACUGCUCUGGACCGGACGAAGCUCGAAAUCGUGAACCGUAUGAUGGUCACCAUGUUCUCUCAGUACACUACGGAACCAUUCACUAUCGAGCCCGUCAAGAUUGUGUCCGAACACAACGGUGAAACCCGAGUCACUCCCGACCUCGCUCCGCGAACCACCACGGCAGAAGUCUCAUACAUCAACCAAUGCUGUGGCCUGGAACUCUCUGCUUCUGAGAUCAGCAACCUCUUGACGAAGAUGGCAUUCCGUGCCAAGCCAUCGACCUCGAACCCUGAUACGAUCGACGUUGAAAUCCCCCCGACUCGUGCUGAUGUACUUCACCAAUGCGACAUUAUGGAGGAUGUGGCUAUCGCAUAUGGUUUCAACAAUCUCCCGCGAUCUUUCCCCAGCAAGUCGGGAACUGUUGCUCAGCCUCUCCCUAUCAACAAGCUUUCCGACAUUGUUCGCGUCGAGGCAGCUAUGGCUGGCUGGUCUGAAGUUCUGCCGCUCAUUCUCUGCUCGCACGAUGAGAAUUUCGCCUGGCUCAACCGCAAAGACGAUGGCAACACUGCUGUCAAACUUGCCAAUCCCAAGACCACUGAGUUCCAGGUCGUCCGCACCACCUUGCUCCCCGGUCUGUUGAAGACCAUUCGUGAGAAUAAGGCUCAUAGUGUGCCCAUGAAAAUCUUCGAGGUCAGCGAUGUUGCUUUCAAGGACAUGUCCUUGGAACGUAAGAGUCGCAACGAGCGCCACUUCGCCGCCGCCUACUACGGUAAGAGCAGUGGUUUCGAGGUCGUCCACGGCCUCCUCGACCGCGUGAUGUCUAUGUUGAAGAGUGCAUUCAUUAUCGCUGAAGAGGGUCUUGACAAUGCUGCGAUUGGCGAUUCACAGUACUACAUUAAGGAGCUGGACGAUCCUACCUAUUUCCCCGGCCACAGCGCCUCUGUCCAUUUGCGUGUCGGUGGAAAGGAUCAUAUGAUUGGUUCUUUUGGUAUUCUCCAUCCAACUGUUCUGGGCAAGUACGAACUCAAGUACCCCGUCAGCACCCUUGAGAUCAACAUCGAGCCCUUCCUGUGA